This is a messenger RNA of Dicentrarchus labrax (European seabass), 5507 nucleotides long. RefSeq names its product G patch domain-containing protein 8. Gene Ontology annotation, cellular component: nucleus. Lineage: Eukaryota; Metazoa; Chordata; Actinopteri; Moronidae. The transcript is spliced from 4 exons. The annotation marks the transcript as partial. The record is from RefSeq and is a predicted model, not a curated record.
CCUCCGGGACACCGCCGACACCCAGGAGCCGACGCAGAGGAGCCCGCCGUACAGUAUAUGGAGCCAAAGCCCCGUGAGGCCCCUGGGAUGGCGUGCAGCGCGUGUUACUACCUGGUUAUCAGCUCCACACACCUGAGCAAUGGACACUUUCGGCGCGUCAAGGGAGUCUUUAGAGGACCGCUGUGUCCAACCGCAACCAGUGAUUCGCCGGAGCGUGCAGAGAGGGCUUUGGGCUGCUCAGUGGAGGAUCUGAAGGCUCUUUUCUACUGCGAGCUGUGUCACAAGCAGUACCUCAGACAUCAGGAGUUUGACAACCACAUCAAUUCCUACGACCAUGCACACAAACAGAGGCUGAAGGAACUCAAGCACAGGGAGUUUGCCCGCAACGUGGCUUCAAAAUCAUGGAAGGACCAGCGCAAACAGGAGAAGGCUCUCAGACGCCUGCACCAGCUCGCACAGCUGCAACAGGAUACUCAGCGAGUCCCAGGAAGGACUUAUGGACUAAGGAGUGCAAUCAGGGCUGUGAGUCAGCAGCAAGAUAGAGACAUUGACCGAAGAGACCAUAGCCCAGAAGACAAACCUGAAUCCUUCAACCACACCCAGAGACCCCCUCCUACGCAACCCAGGACAGCGCCUCUCAGCCACUUGCCAGAAGAUCCAUACCAAUCUCCUUCCCAAAUGCCGUUGGCCACUGGUCUAGCAGAGUCCUCACUAAUCACACAUCCCGCAUCCAAUACAGGCCCUCCUGGAGAGAACCCCGAAUCUUGCCUGGGCUUUUAUCCCCAGCUGCCUCUCCCUGGGCAGGUGAGAGUAGGAGGCAGGCUUGGGGUGUCCUUCUGCUUUUCACGCAGGGGGCCCAGGCUUGAGCCUUCUGCCUCUGUUUUCUCUGACCUGGAGGAAGAGGAGAGAGAGAAGAGAGAACAAAUGAAAGAAAGGAUAAAGGGAAUAAUGGAAGAUAUUGACAGGGAAAUUGGGGAAGUAGAGGAGAGGAAACACAGUGAGAAUGAAAAGCCCAGCCCUGACAGCGUUGGACUGAGUGACAUGGUGUCAAUCCCCAGAGAGGAUGCCAGAGAAGAGGAGGAGAUUGAAAAAAGAGAAACAGUGGAAGAACACUCACCUAUUUCCACAGCAGCACCUGAUAAUCUGAGCCACAAUUCACUAUUUUUGCCAUCACAAAAUGAGGUGACCAUAUGGGGCACAGCACUAGAAGGGGCACAUAUGGACAUUGAACAUACAGAUAGUGAGACAGAGAGAAAGCAAGAAACAGAGGGAGGGAGGGAGGAAAGUCAGUAUAUGCGUGUGCUGGGGAAAAAUGGCUCUACCUGUCUGAGAUGGCCUGUCAAUUUACUUAAGUUCACCAAGUCUCAGCCACACAUCUGUUACAGCUGCAACCCACUCUGCUUGAACCCCCAACGACCAGAGCAACUGACAGAGGAUCUGCAGGAGUCACAACAAAAUCAGUCGUGUGCUCCCUCCGAUGAAUCAACUCCACGUGUGCCAGCUAUUCUUACACCAGACGCUCAUUCUUGUUUACAAAGACAGACAAGACAAGAGCUGAGAGCACACAGACAGGGAAAAGCUGAGGAGAAUUUCAAGGCAGAGCAACAUAUCGAUGUGGAGACAGAAGAACACCUGUUCCUAAAGAACAAAAACCUUUCAUCAUCAGAAACAAGACCAGAAAGAGGAGGAUGCACGAUAAGUAUGGAGAAUUGUGUGAGGGCAGUCUGCCAUCCAUUUGACCCUGCUCAUAGUGACAGCUCUGACACAAACUCCCAGAAUCCUCUGGGAGGCAGAUUAGGGGGUGCGAGAGGGAUCAGGGAGAGCGCCAUCACAGCCCUGAGCUGUAAAUCAGAGUCUGUCAUCCAGGCUGGCACACAGGGGAUGUGCAUCAGCCCGUCCAGGUGUGAGUGUGGGAGUGAGACAAUGUGCAAGUGUGCCAGUGCUCCACAGCCGUACGUGGGUGUCUCAGAAGUGUCACGCAAAAAGAGGAAAGCCAGCACAAAGAAACACAAGCUGGGAAAGAGGAAGAGGGGUGAGAAGGAAAAAGCUUCAAACAAGCGCCAAUCAGUAAGGUGCAAAGUGAGGAGUGUUGUCUCUACAGUCUUCUCUGGCAGAGAGAGGAGAGGAGAAACUGGAGGGAGCUGUGGGAAGAAAAGGAGGCAAGGGGAGACAGGGGAGACGAGGAGGAGGAGGGUGCAGAGAGCAGGGAGCAGCUGUCUCCUGGGGAGAUGUGAGGCUGAGCCAGUAUCUGUCUCUGUCAGGAAGAGAAGGCCUCACAGGAGCCACAGCACUGAAUCCCAGUCACAGCCAGACAGAGAGCAGGCAGAGCAAGAGCACUGCAGUGCCUACUCCCAGCUCACCAGACACACAGCAGACAGAGACACCAAGGGGGAGGGAAAGCGAGACGGAGAUGCAGUGACUUUUCCCUGGCGAUCUCACUUCUCCGUAUACCCCUUCUCACCAGGAUGUAACUCAAAGCUGUUUUGGGAAAGGGGUCACCAUAGCAACCCCAGGAGUUUCAUUGACUGCUGUUACCCUGACAACAGCUGUGGUUGCAGCCCGGCGAGUAAGAGAAAACUCCUCCACAGGGACAGGAAAUUCAUUCAUAGUAAGAGGAAGAGUUUGAGGCAUCGUGGAGUCUGGGAGGAGAAAGAGAGGGGCAGGAAAGUGGGAGGGCGUUCAGGUUGCAGAGACAGGGGCCUGAUUUCCGAUACAGAACAGUGGGAGUGGAUGAGAGGGAGCUGUCCUGGAGGUAGCGUGGAGGGCAGGCCGAGGCCUGGGUGGAAAUCGAGAAACAAAGCAGUGGAGUGGGAUCGGUUGGCAAGGUGUAGCCCCAGUCCUAGCAGCUGGGGCAGGAGAAGCAGACAUCUUAGCACAGAAGAUAUAGAAUGGGAUAGGUGCAGCAUGGACAGAUGGACAUGGGGCAGCAGCGACAGCUGGGAAGACAGGGGGUCACACACAUCUACGUCAGGCUCCAGGACAGCAGCAGACAGCAGAGACAGCCCAGGCUGUGUGUGGAAAUUUGCAGGUACCAGACACUCAAGCUCGAGACACUUCUCCAGCCCUGAGUGGUGGACAAGUAGGCAGACAUACAGCCCCCAGAGUGUGAUCAACACACGGGCCAGCAGAUGUCACAGCCCGCGCUCCUGCAGCCCUUGCAGCACCACCAGCAUGUCCCAGUUAAGCUGGGAGUGGAGCAGGAGCAGUACCUGCUCUGGAGUCACUGUGGAUGGACUGACAGUUAGCUCCUGCAGGACGUCCUCAGGAGCUCCAGGAAUUUCAUCUAAGGCCCCUCAGGACGCAAAGAAGCAGAGCAACCCCAUGUCCACUCCACCCGGUCUUACCUCUAGCUCCUUCUCUCAUUCUUCCCCUCACAGAUCCUCUUUAGCUCCCACUGUCCCAGGCCUCAAUGUGCACAAUUGUGACACAAGUCCUUGUCAGCUAAAGGAGCCAAAUUCAAAGUCUGACCUUGGCCAUGAGCCCUCUACCCCUGUCACAACAAGUAGGUCAAGUGCACCUCCAGGACUAUCCCCCAGUAAGUCUCUGCCUCAGAAACCAGCCAGGAUGUUGCUCCCUCUCAUAGGGAAACUACCUGCUUUUCAGAGAAAGGCUAGGAGGAAAAAAGGGCUGCUGGAGAAGAGUCAGGGGAAGGAAGGAGAGGAGGAAGAGGAAGCUAAGGGCAGUGGAGGGCAUCCUGGAGGAGUCGUCAACAGUCAUAUGGCUGAGUCAAACCCCAGCACCUUGCCAAAUCUCUGCCUGUCACAGAUUAGGACGGAUGACAAACAGACAGGUGGGAAGACAGCUUCACCAAUCAGCUUUACUGCUGAGGAGAUGGGCAAAUAUCGUCUCCUGCAAGAGCAGGCGAGAGAGCACAUGCAGAAAGUCCUGGAACAGACGCACGAGAGAGCAGAUACACACAUAGAGACAAAUUACACACACACAGCACGGACAGACAACUGUGGUACUUCAAAGGAACGCUACACACCUGCAGCCUUGCACAACCCUUCACAGCCUCAAACUCAGUCAAUUCACACAGACACGAUGCAAACGCAAGCACAGCACACCCUCCAGGUCAGUCUCCCACUUCCACAUGUGACCCCCCAAGAGAACUUUACUCGACCCAUGGCUUUGGGAGUCCCUAACCUCACCCCCCUUCCACCAUCUCCCCCUCUCUCCAGCCUCCAUCAUAUCAUUUUACAACACACAGCCCUCUCCAUGCCACCCUCAUCCUCAUCCUCUUCCACCUCAUCCCCCUCUCCUGCCAUCCACCCACACCCGGCUCAGCUAACUCAUCCCCUGCCCCCUCUCCAUCCAUCCCUCUCUCAUCAUCUUCACCUCUCUCCCUUCUCCAUAUCUUCCCUGUUUCCCUCCAUCCUGUUGUCCCACCAUCCCAUCCCUCUCCUGCCCCAGUCCCACGCUUUUCACGCGACCCCACUUGCUUCGCUCUCCCCUGUAGCCCUGCAACCCUUGAACCCUCAGCCUUUCAUGGACAGAACAUGGCCAGUGAGGUUUCAACAGAAGGCAUUGUGAUUUUUACAGAGUAGCUGCCAUGUUUAUUAAUCUUCCUUGGCAACACAGACUAGUGAGGGAGAGAGACAGAGAAAGAAAGAGAGAGAGGGGGAAUUUUUGGUUUGGAUAAAAGCCUGUUAUUUGAAAUGGGGAUGUGUCAGUGCUUUUACUAGCAUCAGCUCCAAUUCUUACUCACAUAUGCCCUCACAUGCACACACGCAUGCAUACACACAAACAUCCCAACUAUAUUGAGUGUUUUCGAAUGAAAAAUUGUUUCUCCAUCUAGCCUCUGCUGUGUAGCAGACAGUGAGAAAACAGACUUUGAUCCUUUGCUUUUUCCAUCAUUCCUCAUUCAGACCCAGAAUAAAGGGAAAGGUGCACCUGCUAUUCAAAGACAAGCUGGGCUUGUGUCAUCCUCUCUCUUUCCUUCUGAACCACAGACAGACCAGCUGCCUUUUGAAGUAUCCUUCAUGCCAGGGACAGAGGGGCAAGAGAGAGUGAUAAUACUCUCCCCUUAUCUCCAUUUCAUAUAGGUUAUCUGAGUUAGAGUGUGACUUUCAACAAACAUAAAUAAUGUUCUAGGGACCAGGGGGCAUAACAGAGCCAUUUUAACCUUGGUGUAUACUGUAUUCAUGUGUGUAAGAUAGAUAAUUCUGGACUGACAUACACACACACAUACACAGAAGGAAGGACAACAACUAAUUUCCAUAUCUGAAACAUGUAAAGACCUGUUUUGUCUCUAUAGUGUAAAUAUUCUGACAGUGAGUGACAAUAUUAGAAUCAUGGGAAACAAUAAAAUAAAAAGUGAAUUUAACCUUGACCGGUAGUACAAUACUUAUUCCGCACUCAAUGGCUUCAGUGAUACAAACACUUCAACAACUUUUCAUAUCGAUGUGUGACACAAGAUUUGUUUUUUUCACACAGCAUUUAACAAAUAAGUUGUUGAGACAGCACUGAAUGACUCAAAUCUGUUACAUUAAAACUUGGGUGAAAAUAAA